Messenger RNA from Ziziphus jujuba (common jujube), 1468 nucleotides. RefSeq names its product autophagy-related protein 3. The transcript has 10 exons. The record is from RefSeq and is a predicted model, not a curated record. Gene Ontology annotation, cellular component: cytoplasmic ubiquitin ligase complex; cytosol. Gene Ontology annotation, biological process: nucleophagy; autophagy of mitochondrion; autophagosome assembly. Lineage: Eukaryota; Viridiplantae; Streptophyta; Magnoliopsida; Rosales; Rhamnaceae. Gene Ontology annotation, molecular function: Atg8-family ligase activity. Bases 227 to 1165 code for a protein of 312 amino acids.
AACGACAUAGCCACGCAAACGAUUCGUCGUCUUAUUGCUGCUUCGCUCGCACGUACGAAAUUGGAAGUGCCAUACCAUCUCUGUGUUUCUCUCAGAGGCGGUGUUUUGCUGAAUUAAUCCACUCAAAUAACAUUGGGAUCCGUACUCUCUUUGGCUCUUUGGAUUUCGCUGGUGGUGGUUGAAGCCAAGCUCGAAUAUUGAAGAGAGAGAGAGAGAGGGAAAAGAGAUGGUUCUAUCGCAGAAGCUUCACGAAGCCUUCAAAGGAACCGUGGAGAGGAUCACGGGACCUCGCACUGUCUCCGCUUUCAAAGAGAAAGGCGUUCUCAGCGUCACCGAAUUCGUUGUCGCCGGUGACAACCUCGUCUCCAAGUGCCCUACUUGGUCUUGGGAAUCAGGUGACCCAAGCAAGCGGAAACCGUAUUUACCACCUGAAAAGCAGUACUUGAUUACUAGAAAUGUUCCUUGUUUAAGGAGAGCUGCAUCUGUAGAAGAGGAGUAUGAAGCUGCAGGUGGGGAAGUUCUUCUUGAUAACGAAGAUAAUGAUGGCUGGUUAGCUACCCAUGGAAAGCCAAAUGAUAAAAAUGCUGAGGAGGAAAACUUGCCCUCCAUGGAAUCCUUAGAAAUCAGCACGAACAAGGCUGUAAAAUCAAUCCCCUCAUAUUUUGGUGGGGAAGAUGAAGAAGAUAUUCCUGACAUGGCGGAUUUUGAAGAACCUGACAAUAUCGAGGAUGAUCCUGCGACCCUGCAAUCUACAUAUAUUGUGGCUCAUGAACCUGAUGAUGACAAUAUUUUACGUACCCGAACUUAUGAUGUCAGUAUCACGUAUGAUAAAUAUUAUCAAACUCCACGGGUGUGGCUUACUGGGUAUGAUGAGUCAAGGAUGCUUCUACAACCAGAGCUUGUGCUUGAAGAUGUUAGUCAAGAUCAUGCACGCAAAACUGUAACCAUUGAGGAUCAUCCCCACAUGCCUGGCAAGCAUGCAUCUGUACAUCCAUGUAGACAUGGGGCUGUGAUGAAAAAAAUCAUUGAUGUACUAAUGUCCCGUGGAGUUGAACCAGAAGUUGAUAAGUACCUCUUCUUGUUCUUGAAGUUUGUUGCCUCUGUAAUUCCAACUAUUGAAUAUGAUUAUACUAUGGAUUUUGAUCUUGGCAGCUCUAGCAGUUGAACCAAGGGAUAGGUAACAUGCGGAUUAAGAAUGUUUAAAUUGCAAUAUCGAGGAUGGUAUAUUGGACUUUAGUCUAGAUGAUGAUGUAACCAUGGCCUUGCUCGUAAUUAUUUCCUUGUCACUGAUGUUUCCUAUAUAUAAAUUGUGCAUAGUAUUUUUCCAAAAACAUACCGAGUAAAUAUGUGAGCUUGUUGAUAUGUGCGUCAUCUCAAACGUUGUCAUAUUUCAUAGCGUAUGAAGUUUGAACAAACCCUCAAAAUUGGUACCAAUUAAGUAAAGAGAUCAACCUAUUAAUAUGCUUUU